UGCUCCCUCGCCACUGGACAAUUUACAUUGCAACGACUUACAUGACUCUUUUCUUUCUCCCAAGUAUCAUGUACUGCAGGGAGAAAUGUCACAUCCAGGGAUAGCUAAUAUUGUCCCAGAAUUGUCGGAUCUUGAACUUGCUGUUUUUGUCUGUCUUGCUUCUCAGGAGCACUGCCUUAUCGAGACACAGCAUGAUGGUGUUGAUGAUCUCGCCAAGGAACUGGCGUUGAUAUCAUCAAGCACUUUUGGCCUCUCUUAUGCCCUAUUGGACUGUUCUUCGGACAUGUCUCUUGAUGACUUCAGCGGCGGAAUCUUGGCCUCUGCUACCGACAGGUCUGAACAUCACCCAUCAACGUAUGCAAAGUCCAGUGACUACUACCCUUCAUUCCGGAGCGUUCACGACACCCGAUCAGCGAGAACCACUAUUGGAGAUAAUUAUCUCGAUGAAAGAAAGACGGCCAAUGUUGUGAUUGCCAAAAACUUCAAUGAUGCCAGUGUGCAAGUGCAAAUUCAGGCUCUUGAGUUGCUACGUUCAGGGCGGAUAUUCACCAGGAACGCUGUACACAGCACUCCAGCAGCCUUUAUCUUUAUCCCUGUGGUAUCUUCUAGCAACGAGAAAUCUCGACCAAAACCCCUGAACAAGCAUCUAAAUGACCACAUUUUUAUCUCUCAUUUUCACGAUCCCCAGGAUGGCUAUCCUAAUCUUGAAGGGGAUGACUCGAUAUCUGAUAAUCAAGCGUCGAUAUCUUCUGUAGUGCGAAAGCCAAAUUUCAUACCCUCCAAAAGGGCUAUAAAUGGCCAUGCCAUCACACGCGAGGCUAUUGCGGAGAUCCGACACAUGUGCAACAGUGUAACUGUUUCUGCAGAGGUAGCACGCUAUCUUCAAGACAUUGUUGUAUUUCUCCGUCUGAAUCGAGCUGUUCUGGGCGGGAUAUCUGCCAAGGCAACAAACCACUUAUUACGUCUGUCAAAAUGUCUGGCGUCAUUGCAUGGUCUUGACUAUGUUACUCCAUCAAUCGUCGCAUUGGCGGCCAAGAAAGUUUACCGUCACCGUAUAACUGUCGUUUCUCCAGAGCAGGACCGGAGUUUACUAUACGGGAGCGACGAGGCUGCUGUGUCGAAGCUCCUAAAGGGAGUCACUCCUGAUAUUAUAAUUGAGAACGUGUUAGGGGAUAUUGAAGCCCCUCUUUGAAAAGCAGUUAUGUAUAUACCCACAUUGCAAUUUUACUAGCCCUGGACAGUUUUUAAGGGCGUAUAUUAUCAUGAGGCGUUUUCAUUACGACUUCAACAUACCUAGAUGUUACUACGAAAUGUUGAAAGUUUUCGUCAAUCUUGCACUUGCGCCC
Molecule: messenger RNA, 1346 nt
Organism: Paecilomyces variotii
Lineage: Eukaryota; Fungi; Ascomycota; Eurotiomycetes; Eurotiales; Thermoascaceae
Exons: 7
Coding region: 86-1192 (368 amino acids)
Source: RefSeq, a predicted model, not a curated record